Molecule: messenger RNA, 918 nt
Organism: Toxorhynchites rutilus septentrionalis
Lineage: Eukaryota; Metazoa; Arthropoda; Insecta; Diptera; Culicidae
Exons: 1
Coding region: 1-918 (305 amino acids)
Source: RefSeq, a predicted model, not a curated record
AUGCCGUCCACUGACUUGAGACAACUUGCGAAGCAAGAACGCCAGACAAGAGCAUAUUUGAAGAAUGUUGAAGAGUUCCUAUCCAACUACCAGGAGGAACGAGAUAGAGAUUCGGUUGAAUUCAGAAUUAAAAGAUUAGAUGAAAUCUUUGAGAAGUUUUGUGAUGUGAGGUUACAAAUUGAACUACUCACCGAUGACCACGUUGCUGAAAAGGCAAUGGAUGAUGAUGAGCAGUCCAAUGCAUUAUUAGAUGAGACUCAAUUGAAGAACGCUAGAAUUUACAGGGAGUUUGAAAAUCAAUAUAUUCAUUUGAAGAAGGCGCUCAGUAAAAAAUGUGAAUCGCAAAGGGCGACAACUUCUGCUCAGCACACAGCAGCUAUUGAAGUUACACAGCAGUCUCGAACGAAAUAUCCGGAACUUAGACUCCCCACAUUUUCUGGAAAACUUUCAGAGUGGAUUAAUUUUCGAGAUACCUUUAAGUCACUCAUUCACGAUAGCCAUCAAUUGAAUGCGAUGGAUAAAUUCAACUAUCUGCGAGCAUCGUUAAAGGAUGAAGCAUUAUUUCAAAUAAAUCAAGUACAAGUUAUAGCUGCAAAUUAUACUCUUGCCUGGAGCAUUCUCGAGACGAAAUACGAGAAUCACAAAUUGAUUGCACAGGAACAUUUGAGGGCACUAUUUAAUGUCUCUCCAAUGAGGUGUGAGAGUUUUCAGGGAUUGAACACUCUAACGACUACAUUUAAAAUUCAUCUUCAACAAUUGGAGAAGUUGGGCGAAAGAACGGAAAAUUGGAGCACGCUUUUAGCGUUCAUGCUAUCGCAAAAAUUGGAUGACGAUACUUUCCGCCAUUGGGAAACGCACUACAACUCGAAAAAUAUACCCAGCUACAAUGCGAUGAUAGAAUUUUUGGACAACCAUUGA